AUGGAUACUUGCCAAUUUACGUUCAUUGGCCAUACAGACACGAUUCGAACAGCGUUAGGUGUUGAACAAUCAUGGGACGUUUUAUGCGAAAGACUCAAUCGAACAGGUACUGGUUUACUAGGUGGUACACAUUAUUUCACUAUAAGUUAUGAAGGCCCAGAGUUAUUCGCUGUAGACAGAAGUCAUGAUACAAUUGGUGUCUAUUAUCAUGAUUUAGGUGAAUGGCAUCGUUAUAUAACUGCGCGGGACAUUCGUUUUGGAACGAUGCCAGAUACGGUUCCAGGACAAGCGUUGAUUAGAGCCACGUCACCCAAUUGA
Molecule: messenger RNA, 318 nt
Organism: Adineta ricciae
Lineage: Eukaryota; Metazoa; Rotifera; Eurotatoria; Adinetida; Adinetidae
Source: the annotation of a GenBank genome assembly